CUGCAAAAUCUGUCCCCCGGACUGGCUGCCACAUGGUGCCAAAUGCUACUGGUUUUCCACAGAGAGUAAAAUCUGGGCCAGGAGCCACGAGGACUGCUCAGCGAGGAGCGCUCGCAUGGUGGUGAUCCAGGAGCAGGAUGAGAUGGAGUUCCUGGGGAACAGCAUUCAAGAGAAGUACCUCGUCUGGACUGGCCUCAGUGCGAACGUGACCGGGAUGAAAUGGACCUGGGUGGAUGGAUCCUUGUUAAAUCAGACGCUGUUCCCCGUGAAAGGAUCUGCUGAAGAGAACAGCUGUGGGGUGAUCAAAGGGAGUCAGAUUCAGUCGGAAACCUGCAGCGGUGAAUACAGAUGGAUUUGCCAGAAGGACGCCAUCCAAAUAGACAGCGGAACUAGCGAUCUGUAGAGCGCUGCCAAUCUGCAGAGAUCCGCUUUAUAUCCGUGCGAUAUUUUUGCAGAUCGGAUGCAGAUAUUAAUUUUGUAUCUGUGCAGGGCUGUGGCAGUCUGCAGUUGUAGAGCCGAGAGGUAACAACCCCUCGCUCUAACGUGCAGCGCUGAGAUUUUUAAAGGGGCUUGUAUUUUAUUUUCUAUUAAGUGCUCAGCUGCAACAUAGGAUCCCAAACUUUCAAAGACUGACACCUGUGCUUCACUUUAAUCACCUACGUAGCCCUCUUUGCAGGAACCAGACAAUGACUCAGGCCCAGACCCUCAAAGCUAGUUAGGUGCCUGGCUCCCAGUAGGAGUUAAGCACUUAAAUACCUCUUGAGGAGAUAGAAGGGUCUGGGCCCUUCUGCCUCAGUUUCCCCCUGCUGGCCCCUUGAUGCUGCUUCCAGGCUGGGGCACUCAGGGUCUUCAGACUCUGGGGAGAGGCAGCUUCUGAACAUGGCCAGCUCUGCUCUGUGCUGUCAAGGGAGGGCUCAAACUUCAGAGCUAAAACCUUUGCCUUCUCCCAUGUCUCUGCCACCCCCCUGCUGCUCACCCCACCGGGCUGCUGGCCAAGGGGGGAGAUGGAAGCAGCAGCCAUAAAGGAGUUUGGGGCCCUGCAGUUAUAUCCCCUCCUUGAUAGGUUGUUUAAAGCCGAAAAGGAGGGGACUGAACUGGUGGGGCCUGAGCACCAUUAGCCCUUAGAGAAGCCACUGUCCCAGUGACACGUGGACGGGCCCAGGUCGCGAGAGGCUGUUCUACACACACGCCUUGUCUAUAGGGCCUGUGUGACCCCACUUGGCAGCUGUAGAUGUAAGCAGAGUCAGGAUGAGCUCUACCCUGACAUCUGGUGGUGAAUUGUGGCUAGUUGUGGAAAAGAACUUCAGGGGCUGAUAUUAUUUGC
Messenger RNA from Chrysemys picta bellii (western painted turtle), 1324 nucleotides. The record is from RefSeq and is a predicted model, not a curated record. NCBI's taxonomy places the organism in Eukaryota, Metazoa, Chordata, Testudines, Emydidae.